Perca fluviatilis (European perch) is the source of this 1791-nucleotide messenger RNA. RefSeq lists its product as uncharacterized. The record is from RefSeq and is a predicted model, not a curated record. The coding region runs from base 16 to 570 and encodes 184 amino acids. Lineage: Eukaryota; Metazoa; Chordata; Actinopteri; Perciformes; Percidae. The transcript is spliced from 2 exons.
GUGUGAGUUCAAAUAAUGUGCUCCCUUCUUCACAGGUCUGCAGAGAAUGGUAGGCCCUUCACAAUAGCCUGUUUUGAAGAGGAAGGUGUGGACGGAAAACAGACUGACUCCUCAGUGGACUCAAUAAAUCUGGACACGUCAGAUUACCACUCUGCUACCUCUUCGGACUGUGGUUCCACAGCGUCGAGCGACACAGAGGAGGAGGCAAAGGAUGGCGAGACGGAGGGAGAGCGCGGAAAUGAAGAGAAGGAGGUCGUCAAGAAGGAAGAGGCAGAAGGCGACACCUACACGGUAGCAAUGAUGCCCAGGAUUCGCAAGCGACACGGAGAAGGCCCAAAUAAAGUAAAAUACGUCAGAAAUAUGCUCCCUGCCAGCCUCCAGUACUUCUACCACCCUGCACCAGUUUGGCCUCAGUACAAGAAGGGCGCUCCUAUGUUUCUUAACCCAGUAUGCGCACCUCCGCCAACUCCACCCCAGCAGGUAUUUGGCUACUAUAUCUUGCCGCAGCCGUCUCCGCAGUUUAUUCUGCCUCAGGCCACUCUGCAGCCGUGGGGAGCUGUGAAGGGUUAGACCGUCCAGGAUGUGUGGGGUGAAGGUGGAUAGAGCGUUAUAAGCUCGUUCAACUGAGCCAUGUCGUGUCAGUUCUCGGAGUUCAGCUAAACUUGGGCCAAAAAAAGAACUUUGUUUAACUGUAUAGCUCAAAGUUAUUCCUUUUACAGCCUGUAAUGAUUCCUUUUUCCUUUUCAUUUCUGGUGACUUGUAAUUGAUGGCUUAUACUUGGCACAGAGAUGCCACUGAACUUGAAUGAAAACUGUUUUCUUUUUUAAAAUCUAUCAGGUCUAAACUAAAAAUUUUUUUUACGUAUUGUACACGUUAAGAAUGACUUCAAUCAUUGGGUGCUUGGACUAACUCAGGAACUCUCAGCAAUAUCCUAAUAGCAAAUAAUAGUUUUUUUCAGGUGUUACUUCUGUUAUAAUGUCAAUUUCUUCACCAAACAAUUUCCAGUAUUUAGGUCUCAAUUAAUUAAUGCACAAUGUGAUUCAGGGGUUUAUUCUACUGUAGCUAGGGUGACAAUAUAUGUAUAUUAAGAGGAAUAUUUUUACUAAACUGCUUGUAAAUAAUACAGAACUUGAAUAGACUGCACACUUUCUUUUUUUUUUUGUUGUAAUUUAUUUGGCCACCAGUGGAUGGCACAUGGAAUUGUAUAUUUUUGUAUAAACAGUGGCUGCUGUAUUUUGCAAAUCUAACUUCACCCAACACAAACAUGAUUUUCAAUAGAUUAUUACAUUACAUGUCAUUUAGCUGACGCUUUUAUCCAAAGCAACUUACAAUUGCUAUACAUCAGAGGUUGCACGCCUCUGGAGCAACUAUGGGUUAAGUGUCUUGCUCAGGGACACAUUGGUUGAUGUAUCGCAGUGGGAAUCAAACCUGGAUCUCCCACACCAAAAGCAUGUGUCAUAUCCACUGCGCCAUCACCACCCACUAGCUUAAACUAUGUGCUGUCAGUACAAUGUACCUGCUGAGGUGUAGCUGUAUUAUGGCCUGCUCAAAGCUCUGUGUUUUUAAAGUUUUUAUUGUAGAUACCUUUCCUUUCCAUGAAAAUCUGCUAAAUCCUGAAUACACGUUUCACUCACUGAUUGUUAUGUACUGUGAUUAUUUUUUAUUAUAUUGAUGCAUAUUUAUUUGCAACCUUGAAGCUCAUCUGUAUGCUUAAGCAUUGUUUUGCUUUCACCUUUUGCAUUAGCCAUUUACCUUCUUAUUGCAGCAGAUUAAAUCAACUCAUACCUGAAA